CUGCUUUGGUGCAAGAUGAUCCUGUUGCUUUGUCUAUUUUAUUCCAUCUGGGUGGAACUCGCUUGGAGUCAGGAGGAAAAUGAAGGUUUCAGCUUUGAUGGAAACAUUCAGCAGGUCGCAGUGGCUGGUAACUAUUUUUACAUUGCUACAGAGGACAAGCUUUACCAGCUGAGUCACAACCUGACCCUGAUCCACAGCCUGACCCUGAGAGGCAUCCUGAAGAACGAGGAUCCGAUGGGCAACGAGGAGUUUUACCGGGUCUCAGAAAAAGCUGUGUUUAACGCAACUUUUAGCAUCAAUGUUUUACUGCCAUUUAUUAGGAACGAAACAGCAGCCAGCUGUGGUUUGAUUGACAACAGCUGUGGUUAUUGUGAGGUUCUAGAUCUGAAGAACAUCUCCAAGGUUCUGUACAGAGAACACAUUGAGGUGGGUCCUCCGAGAAGUAGAAGCGGGUCUGUCAGCUUCCUGGUGGAUGUGAAGAAAGAUUCAACUUAUAAGACUUACAUUCUGACAGCGAUACAGAACCACAGAGACAAGUCAGAGAAGAUAAAAUGCAUGUCUGAUCAAGUGACUAUCAACCUUCAAGAUACAGAUCAUACGGGGAUAGGAGGUAUAUUUUCUCUGUCUGAUGAAUCUGGUAAAACACCCGGCAUCCAAACUGAAGCUGAUGUAGAGUUUGUGGACGGAUUUCAGAUAAACUCAACAGUGUAUCUGUUCUCCAACGUGGCUUCAGGAGCUAAAACCAACAAAGUCCGUCUCAUCUGGCUUCAGGCUGAAACCAGUAAAACUCAGACUCUGAAAUCUCUUCAUGGAGCGACUCUCAGAACCUCCAAUGGAGAUGAAGGCAGCAGACUGCUGGCCUCCUCAGUCAUCCCAGGUGGACAGCAGGUCCUUUGGAGCGGAGUUUUCAGUUUGGACGGAGGAGAAACCAACACCGAGCUGCUGCUGUUUGACAUAACUCCUGAUCAGAGAAUAAAACCAUUCAUAGAUCCAGACUUCUAUGACACACCAAAAAAACCAAACAACCCGUCAGAACCUGUGGCCCUGAAACCAAAGGCUGUGCUCUUUAAGCAGAACCACAUGAGCUCGGUUCUGGCAGUCCGGCUGAACGGCUGGAUGGUUUUCUUCAUUGGAACAGCAGAUGGACAGCUCAUCAAGCUUGCUGUGGACAGGAACUAUCAGCCCACCUGUCCAAAGAUCCUCUACAGAACCAGUGGAGACAACAGAGUGUUUCCGUAUCUCUAUUUGGACCCAGUGGAUCAGAAACAUGUGUAUGUGCCAUUUAAAAACCAGAUUAAGCGUCUUCCGGUGUCAAAGUGCAGCACUUAUCAAAAUGUGAAGGAUUGUCUUUCUGCACAGGAUCCAUUCUGUGUCUGGUGUGUCUCUAAACCAAGCUGCACAUUUAAAGGCGACUGCAAAGAUGCAGAGUGGUUGUCCAUCCCUGAUGAUUCCAAACAGAAAACGGUUUCUCACAGAGUUGUGAAGGACUCCACAGGAGAGAUCAAAUUAAUUAUUCAGACACACGUUACUAUGGAGCAGAAGGUUCCGACUAACUUCGCCUGUCAGUUCUCUCCAUCCUCUGGUCAGCUUUGUGGAGGACAUGGAACACGACCACAUUACCCACAAUGCACCUGCAUCCUCAACAGCACUUUUCCUGCUGAUGAUGUUAUUGUCACCAUAAAGAUGAGACUUGGAAACACAUCUCUGACAGAACAAAUAAAGAUGAUCAACUGUUCCAAUGUACAUGGGCAACCAAGUUUUCACCUGUGUCAGCGGUGUAUCAGAGCUGGGUGUGGAUGGAGACAGAACAGCUGCUCCUGGGCCAGUGAUCCAGUCCAGAACGACAGCGUUUGUGUGAACAUUGGGCAGUUUGGGAUGAACUUUUCUAAACCAGAGAUCUCCUCCAUCACUCCCAGUGUUGUGUCUUUUUAUGGCAGAAAUCAUGCUGUGUUAUCAGGUCGUAACCUCAGAGAUGUGACCAGAGUCAGGAUUCAGGCAGACAUGGGAUGUGAUCCUAAAGAAUCUCCUGUGUGGAACAACAUCGGGACCAGUCUGACGUUCCAUAUUCCAGAUAGACAAACAAAGGGCGUAGUCAAAGUUUGCGUUCUCCUUACAGACGGAAGCUGCCACAGCAACUUUGCAAUCAUGUAUCAGUCAUCCCCAAUCUGCACUGAUAUUGUACCAAGCAGCAGCUGGAGAAGUGGGAAGAGGAAGGUCACUCUUAUUGGGACACACCUGGAUUUGGUGGACAGUGUCACACACAUCAACGCCCCACAGGAAGUCAUACUUCCCAGGAACCGCAGCUCUCAGAAUCUCAUCUAUGAAACACCUGCAGCCAAAAACACAGAUUUUUCCAGCAGCGUCGUGUUUCUAAAAGUAGCCAAUCAAACGUUAACCUGCCGUACAGAAAUAGCUUACUAUCCUGACCCAGAGUUUACCAGCUUCACAGCCGUGAGGGAAGGAGAGGAUGUCCGCAUCGUUGUUCAAAAAAAGGUAGAUAACCUGGAGAUGAAAACAGCUGAGUUGAAAGUUGUUGGCAUUCAGAAUGAAAAGGAAUAUCCCUGCAUCAUAAAAUCCAAAGAAAUCAGCAACAAGACAGAAACGUUUAUCUGUGAGAUCGAGGGAUUGCAUAACGCGGACUUUGAAGAAGUUAAGGUCAGUUACGGAGGUACGUCUGUAACACUGAACAAGUCAUCUUCACUAUCCGUUUUAAUUCUACUUGUCAUUCUCCUGAUUCCCAUCAUCAUUAUUGCGGUGCUUGUUUUCUACCGAAGACAACAGAAGCAGCUCACUAUUAAGAUGAACAGGUUAAUGGAAGACCUGGAGCUCGACAUUAGGAAUGACAUUAGACAAGGCUUUAUAGAUUUACAGACAGAGAAAGCUGAUCUGAUGGAAAACGUCGGAGCGAUUCCUUUCCUAGACUACAAGCACUUUGCGUCCAGAAUCUUCUUUCCUGAGAGUGAAUUGUUAAUUAAGCUGUGUAUCAAAGACAUUGGUCAGGAUACGGAGAAUCUUCAGCUUGAUGAGCGUUGCCAGACUUUCUCCAAGCUGAUCCAGGACCAGCUCUUUCUCAUCACCAUGGUGCACACUUUAGAGGAGCAGAAAAGCUUCACCAUCAAAGACAAGUGUUCACUUGCAUCUCUGAUCACUGUGGCCCUUCACAGCAACCUGUCGUACCUGACGGAGGUGAUGGAGGUUCUGCUGAAGGAUCUGAUGCAGCGGAACAGUAACACUCAGCCCAAACUGCUGCUAAGACGGACAGAGUCUACGGUGGAGAAGCUGCUGACGAACUGGGUGUCAGUCUGCCUCUACGGCUUCCUGCGGGAAAGUGUUGGGCAACAUCUGUACCUGCUGGUGAGCGCGCUCACACAGCAGAUCUCCAAAGGACCGGUGGACUCUGUUACAGAGAAAGCUCUGUACACACUCAGCGAGGACUGGCUGCUGUGGCAGGCGCAGGACUUCAGCCCUGUGAAGCUGAAGGUGCUGUUUGCAGUGGGCAGUGAUGGAGAGGUUAGCGAGCCUCUGGAGGUGGACGCCCUCAACUGUGACACCGUGGAGCAGCUCAAAGAGAAAAUCCUCAACACCUUCAAGACCAAGUUUGGUUUCCCCUACAACACCCUUAUCAGAGAUCUUUGCAUUGAAUACGAGAAGGAUGGAUCAUUUCUUCCUCUUGUGGAGGUUGGUGCAGGCUCUGAGGUGAUUGGGGAGGUGACGAAGCUAAAUACACUCAGGCACUACAAGGUGAAUGACGGGGCCACAAUUAAAGUGCUUUCAAGGAAAACGCAUCCUCCACUAAGCCCUCAAGAGAGUGUGAAAGAUGAUGAGAACUUCUCUGGAAAAUAUUUCCAUUUGAUUGAUCCUGAUGUAGUGGAGGACCAUGGAAAGAACCCAGAGAGGAAGAAGCUAAAACUGAAGGAAGUGUACCUGACCAAGCUGCUCUCCACCAAGGUGGCAGUUCAUUCAUAUGUGGAGAACGUCUUCAGGUCUAUCUGGGGGAUGUCCCAAACCAAAGCUCCACUUGCCAUCAAAUACUUCUUUGACUUCUUGGAUGCUCAGGCAGAGAACAUGAAGAUCACUGAUCCAGAUGUGCGACACAUCUGGAAGACCAACAGUUUGCCGCUGCGGUUCUGGAUCAACAUCCUGAAGAACCCUCAGUUUGUCUUUGACUUGGAGAAGACUCCACAUUUGGACGGCUGCCUGUCCGUCAUCGCUCAGGCCUUCAUGGACUCCUUUUCUCUGAGUGAGACCCAGCUGGGGAAGCAUGCACCGACCAACAAGCUCCUCUAUGCCAAAGAUAUUCCCAUGUUCAAGCAGGAGGUGAAGGCUUACUACAAACAGAUCAGAGAGCAGUCAGCAGUGACCGAUGCUGAAUUCAAAGAAUUCCUGCAGGGAGAAUCAAAGAAACAUGAAAACGAGUUCAAUGAAGCCGCAGCCCUCAUACAACUCUACAAAUACGUACAGCGAUACUUCUCAGAGAUCAAUGAGAAACUGACCAGUAACGGCGCCCCCGUUGAGCUGACAGAGCAACUGCAGCAUGUAAAAGACUUGUUUGAUGGACUGAAGUCCUGCUCCUGGAACUGACUUGAUCUGUUGUUGAACUUAGAUGAACUUUGGCAGGAGGGGAGGAAACGUCUUUCACAUCUAUGAUGAGUUACAGCUAAGUAACAACAUUUCACACCUCCUUCAGCAAAGAUGGGGCUGAAACACUGCUUCAGAGAAGAUCAGAACACCAGCUGACCGUGCUGAUGAUAUUCAAGCAAUGUUUGCGACCAACAGAGACUUCUCCUAAAUUUUCUGCUUUGAUAUAGGCUGGAAAUCAAACCCUGUGAGGUUUCAGUGCCGUCAGGAGUCGACAGUAAGGACCUAGGAGAGACUGCAUAUAGAAACAGAAACCACCAGCACCUUUGAAUCUGAUCAGAAACAGUUGCAUCAAAUAUUACACAUCAGCAUUACAGAUGACACAAAGUGAGCCACAGAUGAGUCACAAAGCAGACUGAUGCCUGAGUUAUUAUUCAAGUAAAAACAAUAAUAAUCUGUACAUCUCAUGUGCAAGUUGCAGGAUAUUGUGCCUUCUUCUCAACAGCUCCAUACAAAUCCUUUCCAGACCAGGAGUCUGCAGCCUCGGGCUUUUUAAGCCCAGAACCGGGGAUCAUAACAUAAACCAGGAAGGCCCUAAAACUAAACGGUGAUUUUACAUCAGAAAGAGAAUAAACAGGCAAAUUUCCAAAGUUUUUCUAUGCAAUAUUUUCCACAGAAUUUAAGCACCCCCUUUGUUCAUAAAUAUGAAACAUUCUUGUAAGGAACAUGUAUUUCAUUAUGAGUCUGUUCUUCUGUUCUAAAAUCCACCAAAUAAAAUUAAGUGCUUUAAUGUAACCAUAAAA
Molecule: messenger RNA, 5381 nt
Organism: Girardinichthys multiradiatus
Lineage: Eukaryota; Metazoa; Chordata; Actinopteri; Cyprinodontiformes; Goodeidae
Gene: plxnc1
Product: plexin C1
Exons: 31
Coding region: 16-4581 (1521 amino acids)
Biological process (GO): semaphorin-plexin signaling pathway involved in axon guidance; negative regulation of cell adhesion; regulation of GTPase activity
Cellular component (GO): semaphorin receptor complex
Molecular function (GO): semaphorin receptor activity; protein binding
Source: RefSeq, a predicted model, not a curated record